Molecule: messenger RNA, 1588 nt
Organism: Diospyros lotus (date-plum)
Lineage: Eukaryota; Viridiplantae; Streptophyta; Magnoliopsida; Ericales; Ebenaceae
Exons: 6
Coding region: 180-1445 (421 amino acids)
Source: RefSeq, a predicted model, not a curated record
GUUGGCGUAGCACUGGCUGGAGCCUGGAGCCCCUCCCCCUCUCUCUCUCUCUCUCUCUCUGAGACCGAGACCCAAAGAAAGAAAGAAAGAAAGAAAGAGGCAAGCAGAUAAGAGCAGCAAUUGGGUGGGGGGUUUACGAGUAGGUCAAUAUUCCGGGGAAGUCGAAGAAGAAGAAACCAAUGGGCGACAAUCUAUUUCAGGGUUUGCCGCCUCCUAGACGACGUCCUUCGCCUGAACCCCCCCAAAAACACCACUCUUCUCAAACCACCAACAAUCAAUCAUCUCCCAAUCCGCCGCUUCCGCCUGUGCUCAAGAGCGCGCUCAAACGCUCCAAGCUUCCCGAUUCCCAACCUCAAGCUGCUUCAACUGAAAAACGAUUAAGAUUUAAAAUGACAACUGACGCCUCAGAAGCACAAGUUAUAGAGGCUAUGCAAAAGAUAGCAUCACAUAUAAAGAAUCCUUCCAAGUUUGGUAAAGCAUCAAAAUUGGCUAUACAACUGAUUCAAGCUGGUAGCGUUAAGCCUGGAACAAGUGAAUACUUCUUUGCCAUUCUGGAAUCUGCAAUGGCAUCCCCAACAGCUUGUAAUGAUACUUCAGUAAGAGCAGAUUAUCAUGUAUUGUUCUCAGCAGCACAGGAUGCAGUUGAAUCUUUUAGCAAGAGGCAGAGAAAUCAAUUCAAUUCAUGGAUGAUCAGGGCAGUGGUGGCAAAUGAUCUAUUCACAGAUGACAGCUUUGUGGGAUAUAUGAGCUUUACAUUGUCCACUCUUCUAUUCAGAGAGUGGCCAUUCUUCAGUAGAGAGAUGAAGUUUUCAAAAGCAACUGGACGGAUUAAAGAAGCUAUACUAGACCUUCCUGUCACUACAAAGGAUGAAGACACAGAAGAAGCUGCAGCCCUGGAGGAUGAGACAGAGAGGACCCGUAUGGAUGAUGGGACGAAGCAAGGUGCGCCACCAGUUGCUACAUCUGAGGGAAAUGAUGAUAAAGAUGAUUCAGAUCCAUUCGGCCUUGAUGCUUUGAUUCCAAACAAAAUUAAAAAAGAUGAAAAAACAAAGGGAAAGAAGGAGGUGGCAACUGCUGCUGAGGAGGAAGAGGAGGAGGAGAGCAAGAGAUAUCUGAAAUCACAGAGAGAGGCGUUGAUUCUUUGCUUGGAGAUUGCAGCCCGGCGUUAUAAAACCCCAUGGUGCCAAACAGCCAUAGAUAUCCUAGUAAAGCAGGCAUUCGACAACAUAUCGAGGUUCACCUGUAAACAAAGGGAUGCCAUAGAGAAACUCUGGGCUUCCAUAAGGGAACAGCAAGCCCGGAGGAAGCAUGGGAAGUCGGUAUCUGGGAAACUGGACGUGAAUGCAUUCGAAUGGCUUCAGCAGAAGUAUGCGAGCGAGAAGAUCAGCAUCCGGCAUUCUGUUGGAGGUGGUGGAGACCGGCGUGCUGAACAGUGGCUUGGUUAAUACUUGUAAGCUUCUUUUCAUAACAGCAGCAAGAAGCAAGCAGUUGUAAUGAAAAUUUAUACAGGCAAGAGAAGGGUAAGAAGAUGUUGGGUUUCUUUACAUUUGAAUUAAUGGAGCAGUCUAGUCGAGGGUUGUUGUUUGUU